Molecule: messenger RNA, 1359 nt
Organism: Miscanthus lutarioriparius
Lineage: Eukaryota; Viridiplantae; Streptophyta; Magnoliopsida; Poales; Poaceae
Source: the annotation of a GenBank genome assembly
AUGGACGACAUGAGGAUGAGGUACAGAAGUGUGAUACGCACUGUCGUCCCAACUCAAGUCGGAAAUGUGAUAACUCAUCAGCUGACGGCUGGUGAGACCAAAUUGUCAAGGCAGGACCUAUCUGCAGAUGUCAUUAUGGCUGAAGGAUAUGAGGCCUUUGUUUCAUGCAAUCGCUCUUCAAAAGGUCGUGGAGCAUACUCGGGUGUUGCAACGUUUUGCCGAGUAACAUCAUCAUUUUCCAGUCAGGAGGUUGCUUUGCCAGUAGCAGCUGAAGAAGGCUUUACUGGACUUCAGGACUAUGCAAAAAAUAGUGAAACUGUUGGGGAUUUCAUUAUUGCAAUGCCUGUCGAGGAGGAAGGUCUUGGUGAAAUCACAAGAGAGGACCUCCUAAGGGUGGACAAUGAGGGGCGGUGCAUCAUCACUGAUCAUGGGCAUUUUGUUCUUUUCAACAUAUAUGGCCCAGCUGUUGAAGAAGAUGACAAAGAGCGGGUUCGUUUUAAGCUACUGUUUUACAAGAUACUGCAGAAAAGAUGGGAACAUCUAUUGGCUCUUGGAAAGAGAGUCUUUGUUGUUGGUGAUUUGAAUAUUGCUCCUGCUUCUAUAGACAGGUGUGACGCGCCACCUGGCUUUGAGAAGCAAAAUGUUCCGAGAAUGGCUGAGAUCCAUGCUGAGAGAACACGGAGGUCCCUUUUUGAUGCUUUUAAAUCAAAACACCCUGAAAGGUGGAAAGGGGGAAGAAGUAGUAAGCUAGAAGGAUCUGAUCAUAUUCCAGUUUAUAUUUUACUGAAAGAAAUACCUGAACUUCCAGUUCAGCUGCAAGAUAUCUUCCAGAGGUCUGUGGAUGGCAACAAAGUAUUGUUUCAUCAGAGCUCAUUAGCUCGUGAAGUUGUAUCAUUCCUUGGUAAAGGAAAAUUUAUGAGCUGCAAAAUGCUGCAAAAUAUGAUUCAGUCCGAAGAUACAGUAGUCGGUAGCUACUGUAGUGAUGGCUUGGAGAAUACAAUUAUAGCUAAGGAAGGACUGACAACUGGUAUAACUGAGUUUGCAAAAGGUCAUAACCUUCCUAGUUUGAUGUGCAAGGGACAAAUCUUGAUCAAUGGACAAAUGAAGUGCACAACGUCAGCUGCAAAAGAUCAGGAUAAUACAAAUGUAUCAUCCUGUUCACUUUCAACAGACAAGUCUAAUGCUGCAGCAUUAGAGUGGCAGAGAAUACAACAAAAGAUGAAGAUGACGCUACCAGGUUGCAAAGGGCAUAGUGAACCAUGCAUUCCGAGAUCUGUGAAGAAGGGCCCUAAUAUAGGCCGUUUGUUCUAUGUUUGUGCUCGUGCUCAAGUACACAUGUACUCACAAUUUCCUGCUUAG